AUGGCUGGUUACAGGGACGGCGACGCGCCCAGAGUGCUGGUCUUCGGCACCGGAGGUGUGGGAUGCAUAUAUGGUUGGAUUGUGCACAAAGGUGGCGCCGAGGUAACCGUGGUUUGUCGCACAAAUUAUGAAGCUGUCAAAACCAACGGGAUCACGAUCCGUUCGGCUAUCUGGGGCAAUCAGCAAUACAGCCCGGUGACUGUCGCCCGAGUUUCUGAGUCUGUUCGCCACGGGCCAUUCGAUUUCAUCAUUGUAGCGAGCAAAGCAUUUCCCGGAACUGCAAAGCUUCUCCGAGAUGCUGUUAGCAGUCAAACUUGCAUUGUUUUAGCACAGAAUGGUAUCGGCAUCGAGGAUGAGUAUGCAACAGCGUAUCCCUCAGCUCCUAUCAUCUCUGGAGUUGUCUGGCUACCAGCAACACAGGUGUCCCCUGGUGUGGUGGAAAUGGGGCCGCUAGAGACCUUUGAGAUCGGCACCUACCCAGCUGAUGCUGGAGAAGUCGCCAAAUCUCGCGCACGACAGCUCUCGGCGCUAUAUCAAAGCGGCGGCGCAACUUGUCCAGUUUACGACGACAUUCAAACUAAGAGGUGGCCAAAACUUGCGCUGAACUUCGCGUUCAAUCCCGUCACGGCUUUGACGCGCUGCGAUGAUGGCAACUUCCUCCGCAGCUCGUCCAUUGCAGACGAUGUCAUUGUAGACACCAUGCGCCAGUGCGGGAUUGUCGCCAAAGCCGCUGGCUAUGAAGUGAGCGAGGAUUACAUCCAGGAUGUCAUGGGAAGGCAUCGUGGACGAAUGAAGUCCGGUGGAAAACAACCGAGCAUGUUGGUAGACAUCGAGAACUCGCGUGCCAUAGAAGUGGAAGCCAUUCUGGGGAACACGCUACGGAUAGCUGAGAGAUACGGCGUGCUUGACAAGGUACCAUACGUGCGGCUUUUGUAUGCGCUGGCGAAGGGUUUGAACUUCUCAACCGUGAAGACUGACGAGUGGCGGCCUAUCCUGAAGGUCAGCUGA
Cyphellophora europaea CBS 101466 is the source of this 1008-nucleotide messenger RNA. RefSeq lists its product as uncharacterized. Gene Ontology annotation, cellular component: cytoplasm. Gene Ontology annotation, molecular function: 2-dehydropantoate 2-reductase activity. Lineage: Eukaryota; Fungi; Ascomycota; Eurotiomycetes; Chaetothyriales; Cyphellophoraceae. Gene Ontology annotation, biological process: pantothenate biosynthetic process. The coding region runs from base 1 to 1008 and encodes 335 amino acids. The record is from RefSeq and is a predicted model, not a curated record. The transcript has 2 exons.